Messenger RNA from Cadophora gregata, 4574 nucleotides. RefSeq names its product DNA-directed DNA polymerase alpha catalytic subunit pol1 (gene POL1). Gene Ontology annotation, cellular component: alpha DNA polymerase:primase complex. Gene Ontology annotation, molecular function: DNA-directed DNA polymerase activity; purine nucleotide binding; DNA replication origin binding. The record is from RefSeq and is a predicted model, not a curated record. Gene Ontology annotation, biological process: leading strand elongation; mitotic DNA replication initiation; DNA replication. Lineage: Eukaryota; Fungi; Ascomycota; Leotiomycetes; Helotiales; Ploettnerulaceae. The coding region runs from base 125 to 4480 and encodes 1451 amino acids. The transcript is spliced from 6 exons.
CUCAACAUCACAACAAAACAAACCACAAGUUCUUCAAUCACUUCACCUUACUUCUAAUCCGACUUUUCCUCCACAGCAUUGUUCCGAAUAAUGCUGUAACAAACAUCAUUUGCCCAUCGUCAUAAUGUCCAAAGCAACCAACGCACGCAACAGGUUCGCUGAGCUGCGUGAACUUCGAGCAUCCGGCAAGAAACGACUCGACACUUAUCAGGUCCAAGAGGAAGAAGACUUGUACGAGGAAGUUGACGAGGAUGGAUACAAGAAAGUCGUACGAGAGCGAUUGAACCAAGAUGACUUCGUUAUCGACGACAAUGGUGAGGGAUAUGCGGACGAUGGGCGAGAGGAGUGGGAUCAGCAACCAAAUUAUGGCUCAGGAAGUGAUGAGGAUCUGCCUGUAAAGGGCAAGUCCGGGAAAGCUGCAAAGCGGAAGCGCGAAGAGGACAAAGCCAAAAAGGAGAAAAUCGACAAGGGAAUCAGCAACUAUUUUACGAAAGGCCCUGUAGCAGCUCAACCCAAAGCAAAACCUAUCAAAACGAAAGCAGAUGACGACUUCCUGGCGGAUCUUCUCGGCGAAGUUGAUACGAACGUUCCUCGUCCAAGUGUUCAAUCUGCGAGAUCUCGCAGAGUUCAAGAUAAACGGAGAACGCGAGCCUUGUCUCCGGGUGUUAGUGAACUACCACGACACACAGCUAAGAAGGCGAAGGUCGAUGAUACGAAAGGACCCGUUUCGCCACCCGAGGAUCACGACUAUGGCGAUGAUACUUACAUGCCUAUGGACGAUGAUAUGGCGAUGGAUGAACCUCUGCCGUCAUCCCCCGUUGCAAAAGCUGUGGAGAGGAAAUCUAACAUUGCUGUGAAGGUAGAGGAUGAUGAGGAAGAGGAUAUGAUGGAAGUCGCUCAGGCAGAUGGUAUUGUAACUGCCCGAAUCAAUAUCUCUGGCACGAGACCACCACCAAAGAUCAAAAAGACUGAAAUGUACCCCACGCCUGCGAGCUCAUCACCUACACGAGCACCCCCCCAACAUAUUGACGCAUCUGCUUGGAACAACGUCACAGACAGGUUAAACGUUGUGAACAGCAGUCAGGUUUCUGACACGGGAUCAUUCGGGAAGUUAGACUAUGCCGAUGCGAUCGAGGAGGAUGGCAGCCUGCGCAUGUUUUGGACGGAUUACACUGAAGUCAAUGGCAGUCUAUGUCUCUUUGGAAAGGUCCAAAACAAAAAGCAUGGCUCUUACGUUAGUUGUUUCCUGAAAGUUGACAACAUCCUGAGGAAACUGUUCUUUCUUCCGCGGCAGUAUCGCCAGAAGCAUGGAAGAGGUACCUCGGACGAAGUCGAUAUGAAGGAUGUCUAUGAAGAAGUGGACGGGUUGAUGGGCAAAUUGAGGGUAGGGAUGCACAAGAUCAAGCCUUGCACGAGAAAAUAUGCUUUUGAGCUUCCCGACAUCCCGCGAGAAGGCGAAUAUCUCAAGCUACUGUAUCCGUACUCGAAACCACAACUGCAGCCAGAACACCAGACUGGCACUACCUUCUCACAUGUUUUCGGUACGAACACGCCACUAUUUGAGCAGUUUGUUCUUUGGAAGAACAUCAUGGGCCCGUGUUGGCUCAAAAUUGAAGAUGCAGAAUUCGGAGUUCUCAACAAUUCAUCUUUCUGCAUGUUAGAGGUCCAGGUCUCGAAACCCAACCUGAUCACGGCUCUGAGCGAGAACGACAAUCUUGAGGCACCGCCUCUUACCCUGAUGAGUAUUGCCUUGAGAACGACAUUGAACGUCAAAGAGAACAAGCAGGAAAUCCUCGCUAUCAGUGCCCGAAUCUACCAAAAUAUCUCUCUCACCGAUACAACACCACCCGAGAAAUUGCCAUGUCGGUCUUUCACAGUCAUGCGACCUGCGCUGAACAGCUUCCCGAUUGGUUUCGACACUGAGGUUCAGAGACGAGCCAAGGGUAUGGUGAAACUUGUGAAGCAGGAGCAAGAAGUACUGAGCUUCUUCCUUGCCCAAUUACAAGUUACUGACCCAGACGUGUUGAUGGGUCAUCAGCUCGAGGGUGUUGAUUUCAGUAUUUUGCUCAGUCGAUUGCAAGCCAAAAAGACCCCCCAGUGGGCACGAAUUGGUCGUAUGAGGCGUUCUAACUGGCCAAGUUCCAUGGGCAAAAUGGGCGGGAACUUCUUCGCUGAGCGCACAUUGCUCUCGGGACGACUUCUCUGUGACUUGGCUAACGAUGCUGGAAAAUCAGCUAUGUCCAAAUGCACGUCUUGGAGCUUGACUGAGAUGUGUAGCAUCUAUCUACCCGGGACUAUACGUAGGGAGGUUGACAACGAGCAAGCUCUGAAGACCUGGGCUUCGACAAAGGAUGGUCUGAUGGACUACGUCACCCAUUGCGAGGCCGAUACUUUCUUCAUUGCUGCCUUGGCUCUAAAAGUCCAGUUACUCCCUCUCACCAAAGUUCUCACCAAUCUUGCUGGUAAUUCAUGGGCAAGAACUUUGACUGGCACCCGUGCUGAGCGUAACGAGUACAUUCUGCUCCACGAAUUUCACCGAAACAAGUAUAUUUGUCCCGACAAAGCGGUCUUCAAAGGCAAGCAGCAGGUAGAGGAAGAGAAUGCGGAUGAGGAGAGCGGAGACGUUAAGAAGAAGGAUAAGUACAAAGGUGGUCUUGUCUUCGAGCCAGAGAAGGGUCUCUAUGACAAGUUCGUGCUAGUCAUGGAUUUCAACUCCUUGUACCCGAGCAUCAUCCAGGAAUUUAACAUCUGCUUUACUACUGUGGACCGAACAAACCUGUCCGAUGAUGACGAUCAAGUGCCAGAAGUACCAGUCGAUCAGGAUCUUGGCAUCUUGCCCAAGCUUAUUGCCACUCUUGUCAGUCGCCGGCGACAGGUGAAGGGCUUGAUGAAAGACAAGAACGCAACGUCCGAGCAACUGGCGACUUGGGACAUAAAACAAUUGGCCCUCAAACUGACCGCUAACUCCAUGUAUGGGUGUUUGGGUUACACCAAGUCAAGAUUCUAUGCCAGGCCACUCGCAGUACUCACAACGUAUAAAGGUCGUGAGAUUUUGCGUAGUACCAAGGAUCUUGCAGAAUCCAACUCUCUGCAGGUCAUCUAUGGUGACACGGAUUCCGUCAUGAUCAAUGCAAAUGUCGAUAACGUCGAAGAUGCCUUCAAAGUUGGAAACGAGUUUAAGAAAGCUGUCAACGAGCGAUAUCGACUCCUUGAAAUCGACAUUGACAAUGUCUUCAGACGAAUUCUGCUCCAAGCUAAGAAAAAGUAUGCUGCCAUUAAUUUGGUGCAAGUAGAUGGCAAGUUCGUCGACAAGAUGGAAGUCAAGGGUCUCGAUAUGAAACGUCGAGAGUAUUGCAAUCUGUCCAAGGAAGUCUCGGGCAAGCUACUUGACGAAAUUCUGUCUGGUGACGAUUCAGAACUUGUCAUUACCAGAAUUCACGAAUACUUGCGCGAAAUAUCGACCAAGAUGCGCCAAGGUGAAGUGCCGACACAGAAAUACACCAUCUAUACGAAGCUUGGCAAGGCACCGAAGGAAUAUCCCAAUGCUGAUAGUAUGCCCCAAGUUCAGGUCGCGUUGCGCGAAUUGUCCAGGGGAAAAAAUGUUCGAAAGGACGAUGUCAUCGCCUACAUUGUUACUGGCGAUGGCAAGACAACUUCUGAAAAUGCUGCCAAGCGGUCAUACACACCUCAAGAUGUUGCUAAAACGGACUCUGGACUUUCUCCAGAUGUGGAGUGGUACCUCUACAAGCAGAUUUUCCCACCCGUGGAACGUUUAUGUGCAAACAUCUCUGGCACCGACACUGUUCGGUUAGCUGAUUGCCUUGGUCUUGACGUCCUCAAGUACAGUAUCAGCAACAACGCUUCAAACGGAGGUGGAGAGGCAGAGAUAUCACCUCUUGAGAGUCUGAUCGAUGAUGAAGUUCGGUUUAAGGAUGCUUUCAGGUUGAGCCUUCGAUGCAGGGCUUGCAAGGCAAAGUUCGGCUUCGACGGCUUAGUCGGCAGCCUGGACAUCUGUACUGCGGCGGGGAUCACUUGUCGAUGUGGACAUGCUCUUUCGAACCUGUCUGUCAUGGCUCAGCUUGAACAUCAAAUCCGACAGCAGACCAGCAGAUAUUAUGAAGGUUGGUUGAUCUGUAACGACCAAGCUUGUGGAAACCGUACUAGGCAAAUGAGUGUGUAUGGUCACAGAUGCUUAGGUCCGAAGGGACUUGCGCAAGGUUGCCUCGGCAUUAUGCAUUAUGAGUACACGGAAAAAAUGAUGUACAAUCAGCUGCUCUACUUCUCAAGUCUGUUCGAUGUGGAGAAGGCAAAGACUACAGCGAAGGGUACUGAGAGAGAACGAAUACUAGCACUGGCAGAACAUAAUAGAAUAAGAUUUGGGACAUUGAAGACGGUUGUAGAGAAAUACCUGGACAAGUGUGGAAGGCAAUGGGUUAAUAUGGAUAGCUUGUUUGGGAAACUGGGAUUCACGGCUAUUUGAACAUCCUGAAUAUAGAUACAGUAGGCGUUUUGAUACUGGCUUGGCUUCACAGGCGCUUGUAGGAUAUCAUGAAUGGAAUGCAGUUUCUAAUAAA